UACUGGACAACGACUUGUUAAUGUGUUGUUAGAUUGUUAUUUUGCAUGCUGACACAAAGGAAAAAAAAGAGAGAAUUUUUUGUUGAACUAACCCUUUCAUUUUUAUUUGUGAUGGAAAAUGAUUGCUUCAGAACAUUCUGAUUUUUGUUUUUGGAUUUAAUGCCUUUAGAGAAAACAUUAAAAUUAUGUUUUGCUUUUUUCUGUCAAGAGUUUUCACCUACAAGAACCUCAACCCCCAGCACAUGCACUGACACACUUUCACUCUCUUCAACUGACCAUGACGAGACCCAGAGUGCAGUGGAAAAUCAAACGGCAAAGGGCAGCAUAGACGCUGAAAAGGCAAAACGGACUGUCCAAGAUGCACUGGAAAAAAAAUCAGGUGGUGAGGAAGUGCUUGAAGAAUACCAGACAGCAAAAACUUUAAAGCACAGCACCAGACGUCAGCUUGUUAAUAUUGUUGUCAGUCACAUGACAGAAAUUCAUGGGAGGAUCCCCACCCGCAAAUAGCGGGAAACUUAUGCUUUGGGCAUUAUUUCUCUCUUUCCUAGCCUGAAAGACCCAUUUUCAGCAAAGGGCUAUGAGCAUUUCUACGAUCCGGAAAAGGGAACAGGGUUCAUCUCCUGGCGCCUUAAAACGUUGUCGAGGAAAAACCCAAAACGUGUUCGCUUAGAGAUGACUGAAAGUGGAGGACCAAGUCGACGAAGGAGGAUAGAUGAUGUCCAACAACUUGAAGGAGAUGCAUGCAGAGAGGCAAUUUCUUUCCUUGUCCACACAGCUGAUGAAACUGAAGUAAUGCAGAAGAUGAAGGAAACUUUUAAGCAUCGACAAGAACUUGUCCAUAAUCCUGACCGAUCAGCUGACGUCCUUGAUGUGUUCCCAAGAUAUUUGGAUGUAAAAGGAUUGAUAAAUCAGGACUUUGGUCUGCUGUUCAAUGCUGAAACAUCCAACAAGUUUCUUAAGAGGUGGGAGACUGCAUUCAAGCAAAAGAUCAUCAAUGAAGCCAAGUCUCUUACUUCAAUGGCAGAAAUUCGGUGUCUUCUCAAUGCAGCUGGUGGACAAGGAUCGGAAAAUGAUUGGGACAGUGACAUGUCAUCUGUCCUGCUGCUGUUGCAUCUCCUGCCUCCUCCUCCAGGGAGGAAGAAGACCAAGAUCAGUCCAACAGAGGCUGUUUGACAGACUUGUGAAUUUUCGUAAGUCCUGCAACAGUAUUGAAGGCCAUCUCAGUGGGAGGGAGGGCCACCAGCCAUUUCUACUGGGAUCAGGAAGGAUCAAGGGCAGGAUCGACCACUUUUAUGUUGUUGUGGACAAGCGCCUUAUCCCUUGCUCUGGAAGCAGCUCCUUAAGUGCCUUUGAUGAACUUUUCAAGUUCACUAUGUCUUCAACUUGUCCUACGAGGAAGCACUGGUCAACUUCUUUACCUUCCUGCAGACCACAGUUUACAACAUAGACGUUGGUCUUUCAAGUGAGUCUCCCAGAGUAAGGGAACUGCGUGCAAAGCUUUUAAAUUAGUUUAAAUGUUAAAGUGUUUCCUCUGUAAAAGUUUGCAUGCAAACAGCCACUCAUUGAUAGCUCAUUUAAGAGUCGCACACAGUUUCUAUCCUUCGCUUAAGUUUAAGUUGUUGUGUGCGCAGAGUGGCUGUAGUCGACAGUUUUGCUCAUAUUCUGGGUUUCGAAAGCAUUUAAAACGUUUUCAUGCUGUUGAUGGCAGUCCUGCUUUUGAUUUGUCAUCAGGUGAACAGUCAUCUCAAAAUGUUUAUAAUAAUCAGCCAGGUUCUUUGUUUGUUGGAGAAAGUGAUCCCCAAGUUGCUCUCACUGAGAAUGAAAGCUUUUCCAGGAGAGAGACGGCAGAUAUAUGUGCCUCAAUUGUAGCCAAAUUACAGUGCAGUGGAGUAGCCAAUAGCUUAGUAUCAUCAGUUGUUUCAGACCUUGAGGACCUCACUACAGAAAUGCAAACCCAAACUCGUCAAGAUGUGAUUUCUGUCAUUCCUCCUAAUAACCCUGUCAGAUCAGCUGUCAAAGAAAGUUUAGCUCAUUUUGAGAGUCCCUUUUCCAUGUUUAACACCAAAACAAAAAUAACUAAUUAUUUCAAUGACAAAUGGGGUGUUGUGGAACCAGUUGAAAUUGUGCUUGGCAUGAGAUACGAUAUGAGGAGAAACAAAAAAACUGGAUUUUAUGAUCAGGUCCCAGUAAAAGAUACAUAUGUGUAUGUCCCAAUUUUGGAAACUUUAAAAUGUAUGUGUCGAAAUGUAAAUGUAUGUACUCUGCUGACAGAAUUAACAGGAAGGCAGAAAUCACAUUUUGAGGACUUUUGUGAUGGAAGUUACUUCCAGAGUCAUCCAUUAUUCUCUAAACAUCCCAGUGCUUUACAAAUUCAGGUGUACUACGAUGACUUUGAAACCGCAAACCCUCUUGGUUCAAAACGUGGAGUACACAAGGUUGGUGCUCUUUAUUUUGUGCUUCGAAAUCUACCUCCCAAAUUUAAUUCAAGACUGAUGAAUAUCCAUUUGAUUGCUUUAUUUCAUGCGCAAGAUGUAAAAAAGUAUGGAUUUGACCCCAUCCUGGAACCGUUGAUUUGUGACAUAAAGAUCCUAGAGACAGAUGGAAUUGAACUACCCAUAUCAACGAGUAGAGUUUAUGGCACAAUAUGCCAAGUAAUUGGAGACAACUUGGGGAUGCACUCAAUACUUGGGUUCACAGAAUCAUUUAGUGGACAUUACUCCUGUCGUCUAUGUUUAACUGAAAAGGCUGAUAUCCAGUUGGUUUACAGUGAGGAUGAUGUUAAAGUUAUUUUGCGUGCUCGUUCAAUUUAUGAACAGCACUGCAGCGAGUUAGAAUCUGACCCUCAACUCAAGUCAACACAUGGCCUCAAAAGAACCUCGACACUCAAUAGUCUCCAGUAUUUUCAUGUGUGCCACAACUACUCUCUAGAUGUGAUGCAUGAUCUCCUAGAAGGAGUUGUACAAUUUGAAAUGAAACUACUGUUUGAGUAUCUUUCGGAACAUUUUGUUACACGCAGUGAAUUGCUCUCCAGAAUAUAUUCGUAUGAUUAUGGAUAUUUGGAGAGAAACAAUCGUCCCACAAAGGUUAAUCUAGAGCACAGUGGAAAUAGCAUAGGGCUCAAUUCUAUUCAGUCACUCUGUCUUGUCAGAAACAUUCCGUUGCUGUUUGGUGAUAUCGUAGGGAUAGGUGAUAAAAAUUGGCAUUUGCUCCUUCUCUUACUUCAAAUUCUAAAUCUGGUGUUUUCCCCUUGUUUUUCUAAAGGCAUGACUGUCCUCCUGAAGCAUUUAACAAUUGAGCACCAUGAGUUAUUUAAAGAGUUGUAUCCACAAAAAAAGUUGCUGCCCAAACACCAUUUUAUGGUGCAUUAUCCAGCCUGUAUUCGCAAAAUUGGACCGUUAGUCCACAUGUGGAGCAUGAGGUUCGAGGCUAAGCAUAAAGUUUUUAAAAAUACACUAAAGAAUUUCAAAAACAUCACCAAAUCUCUGGCAAAAAGUAAUCAGAUGUCAAUUGGCUAUCUUUGGGAAACGACACCAUUCAGUCAAGUUUAGUGUGGACCAAUGAAAACAUUUUGUUGGAAUGAUGUUGAAGAUGGUGACAAGUUGGCAGGAAUGCAACAUAAUCCAACACAAACAAGCAUGCUUUCCAUGAGCUGGGUUAAACUAGAUGGGACAGAAUAUAGACCAGACCUCAUUGUAUGCAAUGAAAUUGAGAAUUAAAUUCCUGUUUUCAGUCAGAUUCAAAAAAUACUCUUCAUUGACAGCACUGUGUAUUUUAUUGUCGACAAACUUUUCACAGAACAUUUUUCAGAACAUCAUCAUGCAUUUAAAGUAGAGAGAUACUGUGAGUUGGGUGAACUUGUAAAAGCCAACAGCUUGAAGUUCUACAGGACUUUUGAUCUGCAAUGUACAUAUGGGUCAGAUGAUGGGGAGUAUAUUAUACCUUCCUUUGUGUAUUUGGUGUAAUUGUUUCAACUGUUGUUGAAAAUAAAAUUUCAAACAGUGUUUUGACUUAUUUAAUUGAAUGCACAUUGCACACAUGUAUUUUUAGGCAA
Messenger RNA from Hypomesus transpacificus, 4051 nucleotides. RefSeq lists its product as uncharacterized. The transcript has 7 exons. The record is from RefSeq and is a predicted model, not a curated record. NCBI's taxonomy places the organism in Eukaryota, Metazoa, Chordata, Actinopteri, Osmeriformes, Osmeridae. Bases 1515 to 3548 code for a protein of 677 amino acids.